Messenger RNA from Pogoniulus pusillus (Red-fronted tinkerbird), 4324 nucleotides. It is a transcript of the gene ATP8B2, whose product is annotated as ATPase phospholipid transporting 8B2. Gene Ontology annotation, biological process: phospholipid translocation; Golgi organization. Bases 117 to 3728 code for a protein of 1203 amino acids. Gene Ontology annotation, molecular function: ATP binding; ATPase-coupled intramembrane lipid carrier activity; ATP hydrolysis activity. Gene Ontology annotation, cellular component: trans-Golgi network; plasma membrane. The record is from RefSeq and is a predicted model, not a curated record. Lineage: Eukaryota; Metazoa; Chordata; Aves; Piciformes; Lybiidae. The transcript has 27 exons.
CAUGGAGCGCUGAAGCGGCGGCGGCGGCAGCGGGAGCGGAACGGGGCCGUAACGGCCCCGGCAGCGGCCCCCGGCCCCCGGCCGCCCGGUCCCGAUGGGCUGCGGGGCCGCAGGCUAUGGAGCGGUGCUCGUCCCGCAGGGCUCCAGAGGAGGAGCGCAGGGUGCGAGCCAACAACAGGGACUACAACGAGAGGUUCCAGUACGCGAGCAACUGCAUCAAGACCUCCAAGUACAACAUCAUCACCUUCCUGCCUGUCAACCUCUUCGAGCAGUUCCAGGAGGUGGCCAACACUUACUUCCUCUUCCUCCUCAUCCUCCAGCUGAUCCCUCAGAUCUCCUCCCUCUCCUGGUUCACCACCAUUGUGCCUUUGGUGCUUGUCUUAACCAUCACUGCUGUCAAAGAUGCCACCGACGACUAUUUCCGCCAUAAAAGCGACAACCAAGUGAACAAUCGCCAGUCCCAGCUGCUGGUGGGAGGAGUGCUGCGGCAGGAGCCGUGGAUGAACGUCCGCGUGGGGGACAUCAUCAAGCUGGAGAACAACCAAUUCGUGGCGGCUGAUCUCCUCCUGCUGUGCAGCAGUGAGCCCCAUGGGCUGUGCUACAUCGAGACAGCUGAGCUGGAUGGAGAGACCAACAUGAAGGUGCGCCAGGCCAUCCCUGUCACCUCGGAGCUGGGGGACACCAGCAAGCUGGCACAGUUUGAUGGCGAGGUGAUCUGUGAGCCCCCCAACAACAAACUGGACAAGUUUGGGGGGACCUUGCACUGGAAGGACAACAAAUACCCUCUGAGCAACCAGAACCUGCUGCUGCGCGGCUGCGUCCUGCGCAACACCGAGUGCUGCUUCGGCCUCGUCCUCUUCGCAGGCCCUGACACCAAACUGAUGCAGAACAGUGGCCGCACCAAGUUCAAGCGCACCAGCAUCGACCGCCUGAUGAACACCCUGGUGCUGUGGAUCUUCGGGUUCCUGGUGUGCAUGGGGGUGAUCCUGGCCAUUGGCAAUGCCAUCUGGGAGCACGAGGUUGGCAUCUGCUUCCAGAUCUACCUGCCCUGGGACGAGGGUGUGCACAGUGCCUUCUUCUCUGGCUUCCUCUCCUUCUGGUCCUACAUCAUCAUCCUCAACACCGUGGUGCCCAUCUCGCUCUACGUCAGCGUGGAAGUGAUCCGUUUGGGGCACAGCUACUUCAUCAACUGGGACAAGAAGAUGUACUGUGCCCAGCGGCGAGUGCCCGCCGAGGCUCGCACCACCACCCUCAACGAGGAGCUGGGCCAGGUGGAGUACAUCUUCUCUGACAAGACUGGCACCCUCACCCAGAACAUCAUGGUCUUCAGCAAGUGCUCUGUCAAUGGGCACAGCUACGGUGACGUUCAGGACGUGCUGGGGCACAAGCUGGAGCUGGGUGAGAAACCACAACCUGUAGACUUCUCCUUCAACCCUCUGGCUGAUGCCAACUUCCAGUUCUGGGAUGCCAGGCUGCUGGAGGCAGUCAAGGUGGGCGACUGCCACGUGCACCAGUUCUUCCGCCUGCUCUCGCUGUGCCACACGGUCAUGGCCGAGGAGAAGAGCCCAGGGGAGCUCUACUACAAAGCCCAGUCCCCGGACGAGGGGGCACUGGUGACAGCUGCCAGGAACUUCGGCUUCGUCUUCCGUGCCCGCACCCCCCAGACCAUCACGGUGCAGGAGCUUGGCACCGCUGCCACCUACCAGCUCUUGGCCAUCCUGGACUUCAACAACGUCCGCAAGCGCAUGUCUGUCAUCGUGCGCAGCCCCGAGGGCAGGAUCCUGCUGUACUGCAAAGGAGCUGACACCAUCCUGCUGGAGAGGCUGUGCCCUGCCAACCAGGCCCUCACCAGCCUCACCACCGAGCACCUCAACGAGUACGCCGGGGAGGGGCUGCGGACCUUGGUGCUGGCAUACAGGGAGCUGGAGGAGAGCUACUACCAGGAGUGGGCACAGAGGCUGCUCCGUGCCCGUGCCACCCUCGAGGCCCGUGAGGAUCGCCUGGCACGGCUCUACGACGAGGUGGAGCAAGACCUGAUGCUGCUGGGUGCCACUGCCAUCGAGGACAAGCUGCAGCAGGGGGUGCCCGAGACCAUCGCGGUGCUGACCUUGGCAAACAUCAAGAUCUGGGUCCUGACAGGGGACAAACAGGAGACGGCAGUGAACAUUGGCUACUCCUGCAAGAUGCUGACCGAGGACCUGGCUGAGGUGUUCGUGGUCGCCGGGCACACGGUGCUGGAGGUGCGCCAGGAGCUCAGGAAAGCCAGGGAGAAGAUGCUGGAGGCCUCCCGCUCCGUGGGCAAUGGUUUCUCCUACCAGGAGAAGCUUUCUUCCUCCUCCUCCUCCUCCUCCUCCUCCUCCUCUUCCUCCUCCAAGCUCACCUCUGUGCUGGAAGCCAUCACGGGCGAGUAUGCCCUGGUGAUCAACGGGCACAGCCUGGCCCAUGCCCUGGAGGCUGACAUGGAGGUGGAGUUCCUGGAGACUGCCUGCGCCUGCAGGGCUGUGAUCUGCUGCAGAGUCACUCCCCUGCAGAAGGCUCAGGUGGUGGAGCUGGUGAAGAAGCACAAGAGAGCUGUCACCUUGGCCAUCGGGGACGGUGCCAACGACGUCAGCAUGAUCAAAACUGCCCACAUCGGAGUGGGCAUCAGCGGGCAGGAGGGCAUCCAGGCGGUGCUGGCAUCGGACUACUCCUUCUCGCAGUUCAGGUUCCUGCAGCGCCUCCUGCUGGUGCAUGGGCGCUGGUCCUACCUCCGCAUGUGCAAGUUCCUCUGCUACUUCUUCUACAAGAACUUUGCCUUCACCAUGGUCCACUUCUGGUUUGGCUUCUUCUGUGGCUUCUCAGCUCAGACUGUCUAUGAUCAAUACUUCAUCACCCUCUACAACAUCGUCUACACCUCGCUGCCAGUGCUUGCCAUGGGCAUCUUCGACCAGGACGUGCCAGAGCAGAGGAGCAUGGAGUACCCCAAGCUGUACGAGCCUGGGCAGCUGAAUCUGCUCUUCAACAAGAGGGAGUUCUUCAUCUGCAUCGCUCAGGGCAUCUACACCUCCGUCCUCAUGUUCUUCAUCCCCUACGGCGUCUUCGCCGAUGCCACCCGCGACGACGGUGCCCAGCUGGCAGACUACCAAUCCUUCGCCGUCACCGUGGCCACCUCCCUGGUGAUCGUGGUCAGCGUGCAGAUCGGGCUGGACACAGGCUUCUGGACUGCCAUCAACCACUUCUUCAUCUGGGGCAGCCUGGCAGCCUACUUUGCCAUCCUCUUUGCCAUGCACAGCGAUGGCCUCUUCCAGCUCUUCCCCAACCAGUUCCGCUUCGUGGGCAGUGCCCAGAGCACGCUGGCACAGCCCACGGUCUGGCUGACCAUCGCCCUCACCGCCGUGGUCUGCAUCGUGCCCGUCGUAGCCUUCCGCUUCCUCAAGCUGGACCUGAAGCCACAGCUCUCAGACACGGUGCGCUACACUCAGCUGGUGAGGAAGAAGCAGAAGGCUCAGCACCGCUGCAUGCGGCGCGGGGGGCGCGGGGGGUCGCGGCGCUCCGGCUAUGCCUUCUCCCACCAGGAGGGCUUCGGGGAGCUGAUCAUGUCCGGCAAGAACAUGAGGCUCAGCUCCUUGGCACUCGCCAGUUUCACCACCCGGCCUGGCACGGCUUGGAUCGAGACCCUGCGGAAGAAGAAGGGCAGCAGCGAGGGCAGCCCCAGCGGCGCCGUCGCGGACAGAGCCCUCAAGCUCUGAAGCCGGAGCUGAGAUGAAGGGGGAGGGGAGGGGGGGGAGGCAAAUAAUGACCUUCCCUCCCCUCGGGCAGCCCCUUGGACCCCCUCCUCACUGUGCCCUUCUCUCACUGUGGGCAUCGAAAGGGAGGGAGAGGAGGGGAGGAGGAAGGUCCAAGCCCCUCGAGGGCAGGCGGUGAAGGUUCGGAGGAGUCGGAACUGUUGCAGCGUAACCAAAAACUGCUCCACCCGCGGGUGGGCAGACAAAAAAGGGGGUGGGGGUGGGGGUGGGAGGGACAGAGGGACAGACCCCACCCCCGGCAACCCCUCUGCAUCCCCCUCCCACGCUCUCCUCCUUCCCCUCCCCCCCCCUUCCCCUCUGCCAAUCUCCUUACACACAGCGAAUGUAUCACACCGAGGGCAGGCUUGAGGUGGGGAGGAGGAGGAGGAGGAGGAGGGAAGAGGGGGUCAGGUCUGGAGGGUGUGGGGGGGUACCCUCCCCUCCCCCCCCCUCUCACCCACGGUGUCUUCUUUUUUAUAUAUAUAUAUAUAUAUAUAUUAAAAAAACCACAACUUAGAGGAAAAAAAAACCAACAAAAAACCCAAACAAAAAAUAAAAUU